Messenger RNA from Zygotorulaspora mrakii, 1062 nucleotides. RefSeq names its product acylglycerone-phosphate reductase (gene AYR1). NCBI's taxonomy places the organism in Eukaryota, Fungi, Ascomycota, Saccharomycetes, Saccharomycetales, Saccharomycetaceae. Gene Ontology annotation, cellular component: lipid droplet; endoplasmic reticulum. Gene Ontology annotation, biological process: phosphatidic acid biosynthetic process; triglyceride catabolic process. Bases 1 to 1062 code for a protein of 353 amino acids. Gene Ontology annotation, molecular function: triacylglycerol lipase activity; acylglycerone-phosphate reductase (NADP+) activity. The transcript has a single exon. The record is from RefSeq and is a predicted model, not a curated record.
AUGUAUCAACACUAUACUUCGGAUGAUUUCUACUACAUGUCAUCACUCAGGUUCGCCCGAAUGCCCUUUUUCAAGGGACUUGUAAGUUGCUCCAGCAAAAAAUUAAAACAUAUAAAAAAUGCAAUACGGUCAAGGUUCAUUCCUUCACAGUAUUACUCUAUUCGCAUUAAGUAUCCAACGUCGAAGAUGUCAAACUUAUCCAACAGAAAGAUUGCUGUUGUCACAGGUGCUUCUCAAGGUAUUGGCUACCAUGUCUCCCGUGAGCUAGCCCAGCACAAUUAUAAAGUAUACGCAUGUGCGAGGCACACUGAAGCCAUAGAGAAAUUAGCUGAGAACUUUGCCGAAGGCGUCAUUAUUCCAUGUCACCUGGACAUCUCUAAGGUUGUUGAGAUUAAAAAAUUUAAAGAAAAGUUGGGCCUAGAAUUACCUGGCCAGAGGCUGGAUCUCUUGUUCAACAAUGCAGGCCAAAGUUGUACAGUCCCGGCCAUCGAUGUUACUGAUGCGAUGGUGGAACAAUGCUUCCAAGUCAACGUAUUUGGCCAUAUCAACAUGUGCGCGCAACUAGCUGAGUUCCUAAUCAACGCUAAAGGGACUAUUACAUUCACCGGUUCUCUGGCAGGUAUUGCAGCAUUUCCAUUCGGAAGCAUCUAUGGUGCUACGAAAGCAGCAAUCCAUCAGUAUGCCAGAGUUUUGCAUUUAGAGAUGAGACCCUUUGGUGUUAGAGUGAUCAACACGAUCACCGGUGGUGUCGCCACAGAUAUCGCUGAGAAAAGACCGUUACCUGAUCAUUCUUAUCUCAACUUCAAGGAAGGUAUAGAGGCAUUUGACAGAAGACGUGAAAUGGCAAAAAGAAACCACCCAACUCCUGUGGAGGAGUACGCAAAACAAGUCGUUGGCGAUAUUCUAAGUUCAAGAGAUCCGCUGGAUGUAUACAGAGGAAAAUUGGCCAGACUUCUAACCUUGGUAUACACUUUUUUGCCGUACUGGCUAAUUGAAUGGGGGGUUGAGAAGAAAUUCAGACUCCAUGCUGCCUACAAAGUGUUGAGAGAAAAACAGCACUGA